AUGUCCGCAAAGACUAGUAAGACAAAGACUGUCGUCCUCAAACUUUCAUCAAAGGCACUAGAGGCAUUCCCACACGAGCCCGCUACAGCAGUCGCGAGCCCAGCACCCAAACCUACUUCAUCCCCCAAUACGCCUGCCGCCCCCCAGAUCAUCGAGCCCUCAGCCGACACUCCCGCCGACGCCUCAACUCCAAUGAACGGAACCAACACCCCCUCGUCGCUGGCACCACCCACCACCGGGCCAAAGCGGAAGGGCCCAGCGCCGAAGAAGCGUGGCAUCGCUGCUGUCGAUGGCGCGACCAGCACACCAAAGGCUCGCGGCAAGCCUGGCCCCAAGACCAAGAAGCAGAAGCUCGGAGACAUGAUCAACGACCCCAACUCCACCACACCAUUCGCAGUCCCCGCGCCAGCCCAGAAGCUAGGUCCCAAGGCAAAUGCUGGUGCUAUCAACGCCAAACCUGCGCAGUCUCGACCGCACCGGAAGUGGCAGAAGACCGGCUUCAGGAUCCGGACCUUCACAGGCUCCGUCGUCGAACUGCCAUCGUGGAAGGCGUCACAACGCGCCGCUGCUUUCUCGGAAGAUGUCAAGAGCGACUCAACGGGAUCGAGCGAUACCAAGAUCAAGGACGAAAGCAGUGCUGUGAGUGACAAGAGCGGCCUCACCCCAGCACCACCGGCGAUAGAUGCCCUCGCCAGUUCACCAGCGCCUGUCGCUGCCAGCUAG
This is a messenger RNA of Parastagonospora nodorum SN15, 723 nucleotides long. RefSeq lists its product as hypothetical. Gene Ontology annotation, cellular component: Ino80 complex. Gene Ontology annotation, biological process: chromatin remodeling. NCBI's taxonomy places the organism in Eukaryota, Fungi, Ascomycota, Dothideomycetes, Pleosporales, Phaeosphaeriaceae. The coding region runs from base 1 to 723 and encodes 240 amino acids. The transcript is spliced from 2 exons. The record is from RefSeq and is a predicted model, not a curated record.